Molecule: messenger RNA, 631 nt
Organism: Bursaphelenchus xylophilus (pine wood nematode)
Lineage: Eukaryota; Metazoa; Nematoda; Chromadorea; Rhabditida; Aphelenchoididae
Source: the annotation of a GenBank genome assembly
AUGUGUGGAAAUGAGCAGUCUGGAUGGAGGAUAUACCUGCUGGCAUUGUUAUUGAUCGCAUUCUUCGCACAGCUGACCGAAUCAACGCCCAUCAUGUUCAAUAUGCUAACGAAAAGAGGCGACACGACGGGGAUACGGAAUGAAAUGAUUGUAAGUCUUCUUACUCAAGUUUGGGAUGUCUAAGAUUUGUGUGGGGCAAUAUUGAAGGCAAAAAAAAGUGUAGAAAGCUAAAAUUUGGCCAGUUUUUCGAUUUUUUGAUCAUAUUAGUCUGUCGGAAAAAUAAUGUGGACUCGUCGCACCCUAAUCGCUUUGCAAUUUCCGCGACUGGAGAUUUGGUGGGCGAUUGCGGCGAGGACGGAUAUUUUGCUGCGACAAAUCCACAUAAUUUUCCCGACAAUGAGAUAGUAAAAAACGUAUAGCCAAAAAUUUAGCUCGUUUUUUGCAAAUUCAGCGAAAGAUUUCUAGGUUCCUUUUUGCGAUUGUCGGUCAGAAAUACAUGUAUCUUUUGACUGCCUCUGAUUCUUUCCAGGACUUCUACUCAAAACGUUCCCUCGACUUUUGCGGCUGUAAUAUGGGAUGCUUCUACCAAUCCGCUUCUCAAUGCGCGUCCUGCUGCGCAUUGGGCAUAUAA